UAAAAGACUCCGCCCCGGACGACCCCCUGCCUCGGCGGUCGAGAAUUCAAUCCCACCCCCUGAGAUAAAAUCCUCCUCUGCGUCAUAUCCCCCGCCGUUCUCUCCUCCCUCCCCCCUCUCCCCCUCGAUCCAUCCCCACCUGCAUCCCCCCCCCCUCGAUCCAGUCUCCACCAUGAAACAUACAGGAACUACGGAAAUCCCGGACUUCGCCGGGGACUCCUCCUCCUCGCUUUUGGUCCAGAGCAGCCUGUCGGACUUCUCGUCAGUCGGCAGCUCGGCCGUCCAUUCGCAGCUGGAGUCUGCCCUUGAGGGAUCGCUCAGCUCCGAGUCAAUUGCCAAGUUCCUCGACCGCUUCGUCCAGUUCCCCAACCUUCCGCGAGUCGCCGGCGUCCAGGUGCUGAAGGCCCUCGCCACCGGGCAGUCCUCCUCCGAGCCGCCGGCCAGCUCCGCCGCCAGUGGCAGCCGUUCGGCAUACUUCGCCCGCGGUGCGGCCGAUCAGCGUCGCUUCGACCAGGCCCUUGCCCAGCUCAUCGACACGCCCCAGGCCGAGCGGGCCGAGCCCUUCCAGGCGGUCAUCUUCAACCUGCCCCCGGGAGGACCGGACUUCCAUGGGGAAACCCUGUACCUGGUGGACAACUCGGCGGAUCUCUUCGAGUGCGCCGGGAUGACCAGCUCCGCCGCCCUGGCAGCCCAGCUGGCCGCCAAAUCCGCUUCCUUCGACCGUGGCACCGGGCUCGUCGGCUUCACCGGGCCGUCCAUCUGCCUGGCUAGCCCCGGGGCGCGGACCGUGGUCCUGAACUUCCCCCGCGGGGAGACCGGCAGCGCUCUGAGCACCGUGCUGCGACUGCUUCGUCGCGGGGCCGGCUCCCAGUCCUCCACGGCCCCCUUGUCCUUUGUCACGAUCAACUACUGCCCGGAGUCCGAGCUUUUGCAGGUGGUGGCAUUGGUCCUGGCCCCGGAGGAGGAGCCCCACACCGCCGAGUGCCUGGCACAGCGCCUCUUCGCCGAUCUCCUCGAGGCGUACUCGCUCCCGGGCCAGGGCCCGGUGGCCGAGGCGGUGGCCGAGGGCCUCCUCUCCGUGCGUGCCGGCCUGCUGGCCCAUUCGGUGUCCCUCUUCAGCGAGUACUUCGCCCCGGCCGGACAGGCGCUUGAUGCCCCGGCCCAGGCGCUCGAUCUGUCGGUCGCCACCCUCGGCCAGGAGGCCCAGAUGCUGGAGCAGGCGGCCCAGCAGCUGGCCGGUCGCCUGCACGGCACCGAGCAUGGCUCCAAGCACGGCACCAGCGCCCCCCCGCCCCGGAGCCACGGGUCUCACACGUAUGCCUCGGGCCGUGGGUCGUUCGCCGAGCCGCCGACUCUUGUGGUCCCGGUGUCGGGCGCCAGCCCGGGCGGCAGCCCCGGCCAGCCGGUGUCACUGCGGGUACUCGCCGGCGCCGCGCUCCCGGCCGGGUCCGCUGCCCGGGCCACUGGUGCUUCCACCUCGGGGUCGGCCCUGUCCCGGGCAACCGAACACUUCUGCGCCAGCGUGGUGACCAGCAACUUCGCCGCGUCGCACGGUCCAUCGGCCCUCUUCUGGCACCUGGACGCCGAGCGCCUGCUGCCGGCUGGCGCUGACUCCGGCCCGGCCCUCCCCCGGCCGGAGAUUCUGGUCAUGGUGGCCGGCGCCGGAUUGCGUGGCUUCCAUGUGCGCAUGCGGACCGUCUCGCGCGGUGGGCUGCGCUUCAUUCGGCCAUCGGCCACGGCCGUCCGCAGCCUCCUGCGCGAGGUCCACCAGCUGGCCUCCACGCAGGAGCUCAAGAACAAGGACAUCCCGGAGGGCGGCGCCAAGGGGGGCUUCACCGUGGACGGCUUCCCGGCCGAGGGGGGGACCGUGCCUCCGCUGCAGGCGCGUGGCGCCUUCCGCCGGUACUUCGAUGCCCUGCUGGAUCAGACCCUGCUGCCGAACCCCGCCGGCGAGGAGAUCCUCCUCUUUGCCGGGCCCGAUGAGGGCACCGCCGGGUUUAUGGCCUGGGCGCCGGAGCAUGGGCGUCGCCGGGGCACCGGCGCCUGGCGCGGCCUGGCCACCGGCAAGCCCCCGGCCAUGGGCGGUGUCCCGCACGAUGCCCACGGCAUGACCACAUCCUCGGUCCGGCAGUACUCGCUCGGGAUUUGCCGGCGUCUGGGUCUGGCCACGCGCGAUGUGCCCACCAGCCAGACCGGCGGGCCGGAUGGCGAUCUCGGCUCGAAUGAGAUCCGCCAGGCCGUGGCGGCCGGGCAUCCAAUUCGCGCGGUGGUCGACGCCACCGGUGUCCUCUUCGACCCGGCUGGCCUGCAGCAUGAGGAGCUCCUGCGCCUGGCCCGGCUUCGCGCUCCGCUGGCUGCCUUCCGGCCGGACCUCCUGGGGCCCGAUGGGUUCCAGGUCCUGGCCACCGGUUCCCCCGGCAGCCCGAUUACCCUGCCGGAUGGGCGGACUGUGGACAACCCGCAGCGCUUCCGCGACCAGUUCCACCUGGAUCCGGCCCUGACAUCCGACCUGUUUGUUCCGUGUGGCGGCCGUCCGGCCGCUGUCAACCGCGACAAUGUUCACCGGAUGUUUGCUGGCCCGGCGGCCGAGGCGGCAGCCGCCCUGGCCAAGGGCCAGCAGCCGCCGCCGCCGCCAGCCGCCGGUGCUGAUCUCGGCCAGCCGCGCUUCAAGUACAUCGUCGAGGGGGCCAACCUCUUCAUGACCCAGGAGGCCCGCCUCUUCCUCGAGGACAAGGGCAUCAUCGUCUUCAAGGACUCCUCCGCCAACAAGGGCGGUGUGACAUCCUCCUCGCUGGAGGUGCUCUCCGGGCUGGCCCUCAAUGACGAGGAGUUUGUGCGCCUCAUGUGCUCGCCCGCCAGCAGCGGGCCCAAGGUGCGGCCGCUGGACCUGGCGCAGAUCGGCCCGGACACCGACGACCCGGAGGACCGUCUGCAUGGGUUCCCGGCCGGAGCGCCGGCCUUCUACCGUGCGUAUGUGGCCGACAUCCUGGCCAUCGUGCGGUACAAUGCGCGCAGCGAAUUCGACCGCCUCUGGGACGAGCACCAGCGCACCGGCGAGGCCAUUUCCAUCCUCUCCGAUCGCCUGUCGCGGGCCAUCCUCACCCUGAAUGCUCGCCUGGCCGAGGGGGCCGAGGCGGAUGCCGCCGUUGCCGAGGCCCUGGCCCGCGCGGCCGGCAAGAAGCCCACCCCUGCCGCCACCUCCGGCGAGAGUCGCAUCUGGGCCGAUGAGGCCCUCCGUGGCGCGGCCCUCCGCUGGUCCUGCCCGCCGAGCCUCCUUCGCCAGGUUGGCGGUGUGCAGGCCCUGCUGGAGCGCGUCCCCGAGACUUACCUCCGGGCCAUGGUCCACUCGCGCCUGGCCUCCGGGUUCAUCUACGAGGUGGGUCUUGGCGAGGAGGCCGCCGCUCCGGGGGCCUUCGCCGCCUUCGCCAAGAGCGUGAUCGAUCGCCUGCCCAACGACAAUGCGCCGUCCUUCGUGGCGGAGCCCUCGGCCCCGGCGCACCUGUGACGCGCCCGGGCACGCGAGUCCCGCUCCCUUUGGUGGCGCUCGCAUCUCCUGCGCCCCCCUCCCCUCCACCUGUGUGUCGACCGGUGAUCCGACGGCCGCCUGUGUGUGUGUGUGUGCAUUGCCUGCGUACCGUAGUAGUGUGGUAGUAGCCCCACAUGAGAACAUAUGGCCCCGGCUGCGGCGGGGGGC
Molecule: messenger RNA, 3694 nt
Organism: Fonticula alba
Lineage: Eukaryota; Rotosphaerida; Fonticulaceae
Exons: 3
Coding region: 173-3505 (1110 amino acids)
Cellular component (GO): mitochondrion
Molecular function (GO): L-glutamate dehydrogenase (NAD+) activity
Source: RefSeq, a predicted model, not a curated record